This is a messenger RNA of Gopherus evgoodei (Goodes thornscrub tortoise), 4085 nucleotides long. RefSeq names its product RAS p21 protein activator 1 (gene RASA1). NCBI's taxonomy places the organism in Eukaryota, Metazoa, Chordata, Testudines, Testudinidae. The coding region runs from base 181 to 3303 and encodes 1040 amino acids. The record is from RefSeq and is a predicted model, not a curated record. Gene Ontology annotation, biological process: regulation of GTPase activity. The transcript has 26 exons. Gene Ontology annotation, molecular function: protein binding.
GCGCCGUGGCCCUGCCGCGCUGCCCUGAAUCCAGCCCCCGCCCAGCCGGGCAUUGUUCGCAGCCGCCGCCGGGGAAGUUCGCUCGUCCCAGCCCCGGCUCCGCUCCCCGCUGGGGCGGGGCGGGGGGUCUCGGCCCCUCGGGCGCCUCCUCCCCGGUGUGCGGAGGGGGCGAGGCUCACCAUGAUGGCGGCCGAGGCUCCAGGCGAGGAGGGCGGCUCGGCGAGCGCCGCCGGGGAGCCGGGGCACUGCCCUGCCCUGUGCCGGGGCAAGGGGCCGCAGGGCUCCGGCGCGGGUAGCCCGGGCCCCGGCCCCCCUUUGUGCCCGGCGCUGGGACUCCUGGCCCGGGGCUCGGGGCCUGCCCCUCCGGCGGCGGCGGCGGGCGGCGCAGUGGCCGCCGGGCUGGAGCAGGAGAUGCCCAGGGGAGCGCCUGCCCCGCAGGAACCCGGCCCAGCAGGAGGUCCGGCCGCUGGAGGCUUCCCGCCGCUGCCGCCCCCGCCGCUGCCGCUGGUAGGGGGGCUGGGCACCGUGGAUGAAGGAGACUCGCUGGACGGGCCGGAGUACGAAGAGGAGGAGGUGGCCAUCCCGCUCACCGCGCCCCCGACUAACCAGUGGUAUCAUGGAAAACUUGACAGAACAAUUGCAGAAGAACGUCUUCGGCAAGCCGGAAAACCUGGUAGUUACCUUAUUCGAGAGAGUGAUAGGAGGCCAGGGUCAUUUGUGCUUUCAUUUCUUAGCAAAACAAAUGUUGUCAAUCAUUUUAGGAUUAUUGCCAUGUGUGGAGAUUAUUACAUUGGUGGACGACGAUCUUCUUCGCUUUCAGACCUAAUAGGUUAUUACAGUCACGUGUCUUGUUUGCUUAAAGGAGAAAAGUUGCUUUUCCCUGUAGCACCUCCUGAGCCAGUGGAAGACAGAAGGAGAGUUCGAGCCAUUCUGCCAUACACUAAAGUGCCAGACACAGAUGAAAUAAGUUUCCUUAAAGGAGACAUGUUUAUUGUCCAUAAUGAAUUGGAAGAUGGUUGGAUGUGGGUUACAAAUCUACGGACAGAUGAACAAGGCCUUAUUGUAGAAGACCUGGUAGAAGAAGUGGGACGUGAAGAAGAUCCACAAUUGAAGGCAAAAUGUCUUUAUCCAGGCAAGAAGACAAAUCCAUUUCCCACCUAUAUGGGUACUGGAAAUGCCAUGUGUAUGGAAAGGAUAGGAAAGGUGGGAUGGUUCCAUGGGAAGAUCUCCAAACAAGAGGCUUACAAUUUGCUGAUGACAGUUGGUCAAGUUUGCAGUUUUCUUGUGAGGCCCUCUGAUAAUACUCCUGGUGAUUAUUCACUCUAUUUUCGGACCAGUGAAAAUAUUCAACGUUUCAAAAUAUGCCCUACUCCAAACAAUCAGUUUAUGAUGGGAGGAAGAUACUAUAACAGUAUUGCUGACAUCAUUGAGCACUACAGAAAAGAACAAAUUGUUGAAGGAUAUUACCUAAAAGACCCUGUCCCAAUGCAGCAUCAAGAACAAGUGCUUAAUGAUGCAGUGGAUGGAAAAGAAAUCUAUAAUACAAUUCGUCGAAAAACAAAGGAUGCUUUUUAUAAAAAUAUUGUCAAAAAAGGGUAUCUUCUGAAAAAAAGCAAAGGAAAGCGAUGGAAGAAUUUGUAUUUUAUUUUAGAGGGGAAUGACGCCCAGCUUAUUUAUUUUGAAAGUGAAAAGCGAGCCACAAAGCCCAAAGGUUUAAUAGAUCUCAGUGUGUGUUCUGUCUAUGGAGUUCAUGACAGUUUGUUUGGCAGGCCAAACUGUUUUCAGAUAGUAGUUCAGCACUUUAGUGAAGAACAUUACAUCUUUUACUUUGCAGGAGAAACUCCAGAACAAGCACAGGACUGGAUGAAAGCUCUGCAGACAUUCUGCAAUUUACGAAAAACCAGUCCUGGAACAUCUAAUAAACGUCUACGUCAGGUCAGCAGCCUUAUUUUACAUGUUGAAGAAGCUCAUACUCUCCCAGUAAAACACUUUACUAAUCCAUAUUGCAACAUCUACCUGAACAGUGUCCAGGUAGCAAAAACGCAUGUCAGGGAAGGGCAGAACCCUGUAUGGUCAGAGGAGUUUGUCUUUGAUGAUCUUUCACCUGAUAUCAACAGAUUUGAGAUAAGUCUUAGUAACAAAACAAAGAAAAGUAAAGAUCCAGAUAUAUUGUUUAUGCGUUGUCAGUUAAACCGGUUACAGAAAGGACAUGCAACAGAUGAAUGGUUUCAGCUGAGUUCCCACAUACCAUUAAAGGGUAUUGAACCCGGAUCUUUGCGUGUCCGAGCACGAUAUUCUAUGGAGAAAAUCAUGCCAGAAGACGAGUACAGUGAGUUUAAAGAGCUGAUACUACAGAAGGAGCUGCAUGUAGUCUAUGCCUUAUCAUAUGUAUGUGGACAGGACCGAACACUAUUGGCUGGCAUUUUACUGAAGAUUUUUCUUCAUGAAAAGCUUGAGUCAUUGCUCUUAAGAACACUAAAUGACAGGGAAAUAAGCAUGGAAGAUGAAGCUACAACCUUAUUUCGUGCUACCACGCUGGCAAGCACCCUUAUGGAACAGUAUAUGAAAGCUACAGCAACAAGUUUUGUUCAUCAUGCGCUGAAAGACUCUAUUUUAAAGAUAAUGGAAAGCAAGCAGUCUUGUGAGCUAAAUCCUUCAAAGUUAGAAAAAAAUGAAGAUGUGAACACUAACUUAACUCAUCUGCUAAGCAUACUUUCUGAAUUGGUGGAGAAAAUAUUCAUGGCUGCAGAAAUAUUGCCUCCGACAUUGAGAUACAUUUAUGGGUGUUUGCAGAAGUCUGUCCAGCACAAGUGGCCAACCAAUACCACAAUGAGAACCAGAGUUGUUAGUGGCUUUGUUUUUCUCCGACUGAUUUGUCCUGCCAUCCUGAACCCAAGGAUGUUCAAUAUCAUCUCAGAUUCUCCUUCUUCCACUGCUGCAAGAACACUGACGCUGGUCGCCAAGUCUGUGCAGAACUUAGCAAAUCUGGUUGAGUUUGGCGCUAAGGAGCCUUACAUGGAGGGAGUAAAUCCAUUUAUCAAGAGUAACAAACAUCGCAUGAUCAUGUUUUUAGAUGAACUUGGGAAUGUACCUGAACUUCCAGACACUACAGAGCAUUCUAGAACUGACUUGUCUCGUGAUCUAGCAGCCUUACAUGAGAUUUGUGUGGCACAUUCAGAUGAGCUUCGGACGCUCAGUAAUGAGCGAGGCGUAAUGCAGCAUGUCCUAAAGAAGCUUCUAGCUAUUACAGAACUGCUUCAGCAAAAACAAAAUCAGUAUUCAGUGUCUAAUAACAUCAGGUAGCAGCCUUCUACCUAGACUUCUGCAUGGAUCCAGCAUGCCCAACAUGGCAACUCACACCAAUAUCACUUCCUUCUUGCUCUUGCCAAAAAUAGCACACCUUUUUCACAUUCCCAGUGAUGUGUGAACUAUGCAAAAAGAAAACAAAGAUUCUGUUGGUGAAUAUUUCUACCAGCAGCUUUUUAAGCUAUCUGUGCAGAAUGUUUGCACUUUUUUCCACAUGGAAUCAAUUUUCACAACCUCUGAGCCUUGGUGUACAGAUCACCUUCCACAAAGAAAAUGCUGUGACUGUGUCUUGAACUUUAAAAGUUAUUUUCAACACCUUGCCAAAGUUUUGCUGUCUGUUGGAAAAGAAUUUAUAGUCAACUGACAAGGAACGAAACACGUUAUUUUGACAGCUAAGUAUAACUGGAUUGAAAAUGUUUCUUACUGUAAUUUGGUUACAAUUAUGACUUUGACUGUUCAACCACUUUAAUUUGUAUUUACAGUUUCAAGAAUUUGACAUUAUCGUAGGAACAAUCUUUUGCUGUACACUUUUUAUACCAUGCUGUUUCUCUUGCUGGAAUUAUGUUGAAAGAGAAUAUGCAGAAUGGGUCUCAUCAGCUUUAUUUUUUAAUGUGCCACUGAUUCUGUCUGUUUGAAUAAUUCUUCCAUCAAGGAUUGUCUAUCCAGAUAAAUCACAAUGCUUUUGUAAAAUGUUUACAACAGUAAAUAAUUUUAACUCAAUAAAUUUAUUGAUCAUUGUAUCAGACAUGCAUGCAUUCAUUAAACCAUUUUAUAAAGUA